UUUUUUUUUAAAAAAAAAUAAACCCUAAAGCGAAGCGCCAUCAUCACCCAACCCAAAGGCCAAAGUGAGACGAUUGUUCUUCCUCGCUCGCUAUUCACCCAGUUCCAGCAGCCUCCUCCUAAGUCUUUUCCACCACCGCCGUCUGCCAUCCUCCUUCGCAGCAGCCACCUUCAGCCUCCGCUACAUAAGCAGUAGUAGUAGCUCCAGUAGCAUCGGCAGCAGCCGCAGGCCAUCCCGAUCCACUAACCGUGAGUCAUGGUCGAGAAAACUUUUAAAGAUGAAGCUACCGAGGAAAAGGGAGAGCGUGCCAGACUGGAAAGAAUGAGUGAGGAACAUAAAGAACAAGAACAAGUUUUGUUUUUAGAGGAGGGAAAGAAGAAAAAGUUAAAGAAAGAAGCAGAAAAGGCUCAGAAGCGUGGUGUUUGUUACAUAAGUAGAGUUCCUCCUGGUAUGGAUCAUGUUAAGCUUCGUCAACUUCUCAGUCAGUACGGUGAAAUUCAACGAAUUUACCUUGCUCCUCAAAAUAGUUCUUCUAUUGAUCAAGUGAAUGAUAAUAAUAAGAGUAGAAAAAGAGGUGGUGGAGCUAAAGCUCAAGCAUACUCUGAAGGGUGGGUUGAGUUUGCUAGUAAAAGUAAUGCUAAAAGGGUUGCUAAUUUGUUAAAUGGUGAACAAAUAGGUGGGAAGAAGCGGUCACAAUUCUAUUAUGAUCAUUGGAAUAUCAAGUAUCUAAGUAAAUUCAAAUGGGAUAAUCUUACAGAUGAAAUUGCUUACAAGAAAGCUAUUCGGGAACAAAAAUUAGCGUUAGAAAUUUCUGCUGCAAAGAGGGAGCGGGAUUUCUAUCUCAAAAAAGUUGACCAGUCUCGUGCUUUAAGCUCUAUUGAAGAACGAAUGAAGAAGAAGCAGAAGGUCCAACAAGAAUCUGGAGGUGAACUUUCUGUUGCCCCACAGAAACCAACGGUUUGUCGACAAUUCCCACAGAAAAAACCGAUUGCUGAAAGAGAGAGA
This is a messenger RNA of Populus euphratica (Euphrates poplar), 1005 nucleotides long. RefSeq names its product RNA-binding (RRM/RBD/RNP motifs) family protein. NCBI's taxonomy places the organism in Eukaryota, Viridiplantae, Streptophyta, Magnoliopsida, Malpighiales, Salicaceae. Gene Ontology annotation, cellular component: nucleolus. Gene Ontology annotation, biological process: endonucleolytic cleavage to generate mature 5'-end of SSU-rRNA from (SSU-rRNA, 5.8S rRNA, LSU-rRNA); endonucleolytic cleavage in ITS1 to separate SSU-rRNA from 5.8S rRNA and LSU-rRNA from tricistronic rRNA transcript (SSU-rRNA, 5.8S rRNA, LSU-rRNA); small-subunit processome assembly. The transcript has 8 exons. The annotation marks the transcript as partial. The record is from RefSeq and is a predicted model, not a curated record. Gene Ontology annotation, molecular function: RNA binding.